GGAGGGCGCGAGGAGACGGAGGAGAGGUCCAGGGAGACGGAAAAGUGAGAAAACGUGAGGAGUGACGGUGCUAAGGAGUGAAAACCUGAACUUUAACCGGUUUGUGCUGAAUCAGCUGCCUCCUGUAUCAAUAAUCCUGGACUUCUGAUCUGGACGAGGUCUGAUAGUGGCCAUCAUUACCUGCUAGUCUUGUAUUAUUGAACCUGUCUGGACCAAAGAGCAGUUAUUAUCAAAGAGUGGAGGAUAAAGACUGGUGUUGGAUUCUCAUUGGUCAACUGUGAUUGGUUGGAAAGCUAACGAGACUCCCUGAUUGGUCAGUCAGAGGAAAAAGCCGAUCAAUGGCGGCGUCAGAACUGAUGCAGAGUGACGACGAUGUCCGCCCUCAUGUGGAAGUAAACGUCACCACAAUGAAUCCGCCCACACCUCCCCGUCCUCCGAGGGUUUCCAACGGUAACCCUCCUCGCCACGCCUCCUCAUCGUCUCCGUCCAGAGAUGCCCAUGACGGGAGGAAGCAAGAGCGCAGCAAGCUGAGCACCCUUCUCCAGCAGAACCAGCUGAUUCACUCGCUGAGCAGCGGGCUCAGGAAACACUGCGACUACGUCAAGAUCAGCGUCCCUGAAGAGAGAGCCAACCGCCUCCCUACGGAGUGGUGGAAGACGGGCGUGGCCUUCCUCUACGCUGUGUUCAACCUGGUCUUCACCACCGUCAUCAUCACCGUCGUUCACGAGAGAGUGCCAGACAAGUCAAUCAGCCCGCCGCUGCCUGACAAGUUCUUCGACUACGUGGAUCGAGUGCCGUGGGCGUUCACCGUCACCGAGGUCAACGGGCUGAUCCUGUCCGGGCUGUGGCUCGUCCAGUGGCUCUUCCUCAAACACAAAGCUAUCAUUGGCCGUCGGUGUUUCUUCCUGAUCGGGACCCUCUACAUGUAUCGCUGCGUCACCAUGUACAUCACCACCCUGCCUGUCCCGGGGAAACAUAUGGUCUGCGCUCCAAAGCUUUACAACGACUCCACGGGGAAAGUCUGGAGGAUUUUACGGCUCAUAUCAGGAGGAGGUUUGUCUCUGACGGGCUCUCACCUGAUGUGUGGUGACUUCCUGUACAGCGGUCACACCGUCAUGUGUACGCUGUCCUACCUCUUCAUCAAAGAGUACUCCCCUCGCUGGAUGUGGUGGUAUCACUGGUUCUGCUGGCUGCUCAGCGCCUCAGGAGUCCUCUGCAUCCUGAUCGCUCAUGAGCACUACAGCAUCGACGUGGUCAUCGGAUACUUCGCCACCACCAGGACGUUCUGGUGGUACCACACCAUGGCCAACACGCAUUCGCUCCGUCAGGCCUCCAGUAACUACUUAUCCAGGACCUGGUGGAACCCAAUCUUCAACUUUAUGGAGAAGAACGUUCAGACAACGGUCCCUAUCGUGUUCUCGUGGCCCGUUAACCUGCCGUCGUCCUGCAGACAGCGCUACAGGAUAGUGGAGGGAGGGAGGGACGAGUGAGCGGCGUCCAUGGCUGUUGACUCUUUAAAAAGAUGGAAAACUUUACUGGCAGAUCCAGCUCUCUCCUCACAGAGGGAGAGGACACACAGAGGAGGUUUGAACGUUUACAGUAUCAUCAGCUGUCUGAGUCGUCAUACUGUUUACCCCUGAAAAGGGGACGAUAUUUAAGGACUUGUUUUUGAUUUAAAGAGUUACUAAGUAUUACCAGACCAUCAAUAAAUGGUAAAUAACUGUUGAUUUAAAGCCAAAUGCUCUUUUUAAAGUUGGCCUCACCUCAUCCUACUCACCAUCUAGCUGCCCAGUAAUCCCCUGUAAGACUUGAUUUUUAAAUUGAUGCAAACCAAAACUUUAUUUAAAAGGUUACGACGGCUAAUAUCACUGCCACAAAAACAAACCACCGGUCAGUUUAUCUGCUCAUCAGUGAGGUAUUUAUCAGCUACGGAAAUGUUCAAACCAAACUUCUGCCAGGUUACUAAAGUGCCAGUCAAUGAACCCUCAGGAAUCAUUGUUGAACGACUGCUUUUUCAUGUAGCUGGGUGCUCUGUAUGUAGAAAUGUUCUGAUGAUAACUGCAGAGUACCGCUCCAUUUAGAGCUGUAAAACUUUCCUCCGUUCAUAUUCAUUCCUAAUGGCUGUCCCCCACUUCCUGCCCCACACCGGACAUUCAGCAUUAUGUGAUUGCAAUCAACCAAUUGGAAAACAAACGCUAAACUGCUAGCUACCUAGCAUUCUCAGGGCUAUCAUUCAGAUGUAUCUUAAUGGUUGAAAGUGCUUUUAAUGGUUGUAAACUGGUGCUGUUGGCCAAACUGCUAACAAGGAAAGAAAAUGUUCUGGACACGAAUAUACCAAAAACCAACUAAAUGUUUAUGUAAAGAGAUUAAUCAUUCUGAUUGUCAGCUAACCAGCUAGCCAAACAGCCACUUGUAGCUGAAUCGCUCGCCACAAGUCCCAACUUCAGCUCUUUUCACAUCAGUGUGACGACAUGAUAAAAUCCCCACCAUGCCCGAGCAUAUUUGACUCCUAAAGCCCAGCUUGUUUGACCAGAGUGAGUGCACUGUACCAUGCUAAGGCACGGUACACUCACAGACGAUCCAGUAUGGACACAACGUACAACCAACAUGAAUCAAAGCAGAGCCUUAGCCAGUGGAGAUGAACUGUUAGAGGGCUAUAUCUUACAAAAACAACUUAAAAACCCUUAAGUUAGUAAAGUUGCAGUUAUGUCCUGUGUUCUCCAACGGUACAGGCGCUAGGCCUUAGUGAAAGCUCCCCUGGGAGUUCAUGGCUGUAUUUAAUGAGUAUUGUUGUAAAUGUUUUUCUAAACUUGAUUUUUAAGUUAUAUUUUCAAGUGUGUAAAGUCUGGAGACCAUGAUCGUCAGAGUUUUUUAUGUUUGUUUUCUAAGUUUUGUCGUUCUUUUUGUAAAUCUAGUGAUUGCAACAGUAACUUGACUAAAAAGUCCAUGAAAGUGCUGCUGACUUAAAGUCGGAUUAAUGAAGACUGUACUGCCAUAAAGCUCCAGUUACUUUUAUCCAAGUGUUACCGGAUGUUUUUUUUAAUGUCAGAGUUUAUUAUAUAAAUAAA
Messenger RNA from Cheilinus undulatus (humphead wrasse), 3068 nucleotides. Its product is annotated as phosphatidylcholine:ceramide cholinephosphotransferase 2-like. The record is from RefSeq and is a predicted model, not a curated record. Gene Ontology annotation, biological process: sphingomyelin biosynthetic process; ceramide biosynthetic process. Bases 339 to 1490 code for a protein of 383 amino acids. The transcript is spliced from 7 exons. Lineage: Eukaryota; Metazoa; Chordata; Actinopteri; Labriformes; Labridae. Gene Ontology annotation, cellular component: Golgi membrane; endoplasmic reticulum membrane. Gene Ontology annotation, molecular function: sphingomyelin synthase activity; ceramide cholinephosphotransferase activity.